Molecule: messenger RNA, 1692 nt
Organism: Necator americanus (New World hookworm)
Lineage: Eukaryota; Metazoa; Nematoda; Chromadorea; Rhabditida; Ancylostomatidae
Exons: 13
Coding region: 1-1692 (563 amino acids)
Source: RefSeq, a predicted model, not a curated record
AUGUCUCUUCCUUGGACGGGAGAUUUUCAAGUCCGUAACGAGCAGAUGGUGUUGGGCAGCGAAAUGAACUAUCGCAAUUUGCAACUAUGGUGUAACAAAGAUUCCCAACUUGGUGGACUGGUUUUUGGCAGGCCACUAAGGAAAGAAAUCGUAUUAAUACUCUUUGCAUCAGCUGAGAAUCUAACCAAUUCAACUGCUGAUUUUUUGACGAGCUGUUUGAGUGCAGACGUUGAACUCGUUGGGAACGUUUGUGUUGAUGGUGAAGAUGCUCCACUAAUUGGGAAUGGUUUUACACUCACUACGAAUAGAACUAUACUAGAAGAUGCUGACGCUACAACUUUUCUGGCUCAGAAUGACCUCCUCAAACAUCGCACACUCACACCAGACGGCUUAUCGCUUAGAAUUCAAGUUGGUUUUUCCUGCGCUUUGCGCAGUGGGAACGAGAGCGAAGAUUUGAGAAACAACGUGGAAAAGUUCAUCACAGGAUUAGACCAGCUAGUGUUUGCAUCCGUAGACAAAAGAUUGUUCUUACGUAGAAGUAUGGAUGAAGAGGCAAUGGAAAAACAGCGUCAAAACUUUAACGAUCUUUCUCGUAGCGCUAUCCAAUACAAGGACUUCGCAGAGCUUAACUCAUAUCGAGGUUUGGCGUCUAACAACAAAGAUGACUCGGAUGACCAAAAGAUGGUCCCAAUCGUACGCAUUACACGAGAUGGGACAAAAUACUCUCGUUUGCGGAAGAUCCUCGAUGUCACAGUGCCUGCAGUUUUUGGAGACGCACCUAGCGUUUUAUAUGAUCGGUUGGAAGAAGGUUUACGACGUAGAAUAAGCGCAAUGACCGAUGUCAUGCUAUUGGAAUCGGCUAGUCAGGGUGUCGUGCUUCCUACUGUGUCGCAUGUAUUUCUUCCGGCCGGGUGGUCGUGUUUUCUUCACCUCGAGACUCCUCUCUGUUGUGAAGCAAAUCAACGCUCUUUUCGGAUUCGACUUCAUAAGCUUUUCAAUCUACCAUUGUCCAUGCCAUGUAUUCGGCCAGCCCAAGCCAUUACUUUCGCACCUUCGAAGCUAUUGCGUUCGCCACACCUUCAUAUAAGCAACUAUAAGUCGCGAGGAGUUUUGUCCACUGUAAAAGGUGACUACACGUACUAUCAUUACAUGCAAGAUGGAAUCGAUGAUGCUGGAUGGGGCUGUGCUUAUCGAAGUUUACAGUCAAUUUGGAGCUGGUAUAUUCACAACGGGUUUACUGACAAACCAGUGCCAACACAUUUGGAUAUACAAAAAUGCUUGGUGGAAAUUAAAGAUAAAGAGGAGAAAUUCAUUGGUAGUAGACAAUGGAUUGGCAGUACUGAGAUUGGUUUCGUACUGGAUCACAUGUUAGGAAUUGAGUCUCGAUACAUAAUAACCAAUUCUGGAAGCGAAGUGCCUGAACGAGCUAGAGAGCUUAUGGUGCAUUUUCAAACAGUUGGUUCACCGGUAAUGAUAGGAGGAGCACAGCUUGCUCACACCAUACUCGGGGUCGACUUCGAUGAAGACUCUGGAGAAUGUAGUUUCCUUGUAUUAGAUCCACAUUAUACUGGCAGUGAAGAUCUUAAGACUAUUCUCAGCAAAGGGUGGUGUGCAUGGAAGUCACCAUCGUUUUGGCGUACCGAACAUUUUUAUAAUAUGGUUCUACCUCAAAUUCCACCAAACGUUCUUUGA